Messenger RNA from Mesocricetus auratus (golden hamster), 2036 nucleotides. Its product is annotated as cytochrome P450 2D20-like. The record is from RefSeq and is a predicted model, not a curated record. Lineage: Eukaryota; Metazoa; Chordata; Mammalia; Rodentia; Cricetidae. Gene Ontology annotation, cellular component: intracellular membrane-bounded organelle; cytoplasm. Gene Ontology annotation, molecular function: oxidoreductase activity, acting on paired donors, with incorporation or reduction of molecular oxygen, reduced flavin or flavoprotein as one donor, and incorporation of one atom of oxygen; heme binding; iron ion binding. The transcript is spliced from 3 exons. Bases 59 to 292 code for a protein of 77 amino acids. Gene Ontology annotation, biological process: arachidonate metabolic process; xenobiotic metabolic process.
GGCAUUUGCACGUGAUGGACCCUAAUGGAGAGAGCAGCGUCGAUUCUGUGUGUCUACCAUGCGAGACUUCGGCGUGGGCAAGAAGUCACUGGAGCAGUGGGUGACAGAGGAGGCUGGCCACCUCUGUAACGCCUUCACCCAGGAGGCUGGACGUCCCUUUAAUCCCACCACCCUCCUGAAUAAAAGUGUAUGCAAUGUGAUUUCAUCCCUCAUUUAUGCCCAUCGCUUCAACUAUGAAGACCCUUUCUUCAACAAGCUGGAGAGGACACUGGCUUCAUUGCUGAGGUGCUGAACACAGUCCCAAUGCUCCCCGGCAUCCCUGGGAUGCCUGGCCAAGCCUUCCCCAAGCAGAUAAGAUGUUGAUUGAGCACAAGACAACCUGGAAUCCUGCACAGCCACCCCGAGGUCUGACAGAUGCCUUCCUGGCUGCGGUGGAGAAGGUGAGGACUGCCAUAAAGGAGGGGGUCAGGUCCUUUGGGCUGCAGUGUACUGUGAGUUUUGAUGCCAGGCAGGUGGGGUUUGUAUGUAAUCCAUGGACCUAACAAUUGGUCCUUCUCUGAGUGCCCGGGUUGUCUUCCGACUCUGGCUGCUUCCGUCUGCCCAGAAAUCAGCACUCCUGCCAUGUCCUUCAGUCUACAUAUAGCUUGCGGAACUAGUGCCUCUGAGCAGCCACACAUAUUGCAGCCCCCCUCUGCCUCCCCAGAACAGCUGGCCCAAUAGCUGCAACCACUCCUCCAGGAACCCAUAAGGUCCUGAGGGGAUAAGGUCUGCUGCAGCAUCCCUAUCCGAGAAUUCUCAUGCAGCCACGUUUGCCUUUACCUGUGGCCUGCCGAACUUGACCCCUUUCUCCCCGCAGGCCCCUACAAUCUGCGUGGGCCUCUUUCCCCUCCUUUUAACAACAUCCUGAUUGCUAAAUAUCUGUAAAAGCUACUUAGAAUUUUUCAGAUCCUACUGAGAAAAUGCAGAGUCCAAACCUGCACCCCUACUGGCCAAACACAGUUACUGCAAGUAAAAAAAAAUCCACACCUCAGCCCAAAAUCGCUGAAGGUAAGCUUUGUAUUCUGGUAGUUUAAGAUGGUAAUAAGAUUAACUACUCUAUACCAAUGGCACAUAAUCUUAUGAUGCAGAACGUUAGGGAUCUCAUUGCUUCUUAUAUGGAUGACAUCCUGGGAGAGGAUUAUGACCUGACCUGCACAUGAUACAUCUAUACCUAAUGCUAACAAUUAGCUUCAUAAUCCAUAUAAUAUCCUGGAAGAGAAGGCUUGAUAAUAGGGUGGAACACAGGACAGUUGUGCAAACUAUUGGUAAAUUAGAGACAAGAAUUCAAAAUCUUGAGGACAAUGGGGAAAUGUUUAAUAAGGUAGAUAACUUAAAACUUAAAAAUAGCCACCAAAAUAGGAUCAAUUAAGGAUGACAUUACCAGGCCAUUAGAAACAACUUGUUCCAUGUCUGAUGACUCAAUUAAUAAAACUCAAAGACUGAAACUUCAGAUUGGAAAACUUACAGAAAAAUUCAUUCCAUGUCUGAGGAUAAUGACUGGCUCUCAGAUAGAACACUGUUCCUAGAGGGUAACUUACAUCCCAUUCAGAUGAUAUCUAAGGAUGAGAAUAUUAAAUGUUUGUAAUCAGGUGUAUAUGAUGAAUCCAAGAAACUGACCAAUUCUAUGAAGUCCUUAGAAUUUUUUUUAACACAAAAGUUUAAGCACUCAGAGAACAAAUGGUGAAUAGGUUCCAGGUCUUAGACGAACUCCAAUCUGAUACAUCAGAAUCAGAGAUAAUGGCAACAGGUCAUGAAAGAGGUUUACCUAUGCCUCUCAGACGCUGAGAAGACCUUCCUAAAGUUGUUAUGCCCUCUCCUAUUGUCUUUCCAGUAUCUAUGACUGAAAAACCAGCAAGGAAAAGACAUCAUUGGGAACCAAUACAGAUGAAGGACCUAAAGGGAAUCAAAGAAGCCAUUGUCUUCAUUCACUCUAUGUCAGGGAGCUCCUGACCUCAUGGGCAACUGUAAAUAAAGUGACUGCUAAGGAUUGGAGCCAA